UAUUAUUGCUAUUGAUAUGAUAAGACGAUAAGGGAUAGACGAAAGGGAUUAGACGAUAAGAAGUCAGGGGUUUGUCUUGUUUUAUGAAUUCUAAUUUAUAGUGUUUGGAAAUAUAUUUAACCAAGUAUAUGUAUUUAAAGAUUUUACCCUUUUCGGAAAGUACGGUUUAUCGUUUAAAAGUGUAAUGUAGGAAUGUGUCUAGAAAAUAAAACUUUUCGAAGCAGUGUCCUGGGCUUCUUGAAGGUAGAGAAAUCAUGGUGUUAGUUUCUUUUGGGAAAACAAUAUUGAACCGAGUUAGGUGGAAACUUGUUCACAAUCACUUUAAACUAGCCAAAGUCGCCUCAAGCUUAGGUGUUCAAGUUCGACCAUCGCUCUCUUUACAGUCGGGUAAAUUCAAUGCAAGUGAAAAGGAACACCACCCCGAAUCAGGGCACGAAAAUUCGAAACUAUGGUUUCUCCUGCUUGGCGUAGUAGUCUGGACACAUGCACUCACCAAGACUGACAGUUUUAAACCAUUAUCAUUAGUUUUCGCAGACGCGGUCAUUAAGGAAAAUUCUGAUCCCGAUCUUCCUGUUGACCCUCUCGAUGAUGAGGAAGAAUUGCAUGAGAAGAAAAAGAAGAAAAAAGAAAAAGUUGGUUUUCGAGACCGCAAGAUAAUUGAGUAUGAGAACCGAAUUCGGCACUUCUCAACGCCUGACAAAGUUUUCCGCUACUUUGCAACGCUUCAAGUAACACAUGUUCACUCCAACGGAUCAGAGUCGCACGAAGUAUUCAUGACCCCUGAUGAUUUUCUCCGAUCAAUGACUCCGGGAAUCAAGCAGCCAGAAGGACUUGGGCUGGACCAAUAUAAACGCUAUGAUCCUAAGAAUCAUGACGAGAACAUCCACAUGAAGUUGGAAUUGGCACUAGAUGAAGACAGUAUCUUUUACAGAUUAGGCAGCUCUGGGCUCAUCACUUUCUCCGACUACAUCUUUCUUCUAACAGUUUUAUCAACUUCAAGGCGCCACUUUGAAAUUGCUUUUCGCAUGUUUGAUUUGAAUGGAGAUGGUGAUGUUGACUCAGAAGAAUUCGAGAAAGUAGCAACCCUAAUCCGUCAGCAGACAAGUAUCGGAAACAGGCACCGAGAUCAUGCUAACACAGGAAAUACUUUUAAGGUAUACCAGACUGGAUUGCAGAAUAAAUUGUCAGAACGAGAAAAGGGUGUAAACUCAGCCUUAACCACUUAUUUCUUUGGGCCAAAGAAAGAUAAGAAGCUAACCAUUGAGAAGUUCUUGGACUUUCAAACACAACUGCAGAAAGAAAUUUUAGGUUUAGAGUUUCAACGUAAAGGACCUGAUGAAAAUGGUAACAUAUCUGAAGCUGAUUUUACAGAGCUUCUUCUGGCAUAUGCUGGAUAUGCACCGAAAAAAAAGUCUCGCAUGUUGAAAAGAGUUAAAAAACAGUUCAAAGAAACUGCAAAAGGUAUCAGUAAGGAGGAUUAUCUCAAAUUCUUCCAUUUUCUGAAUAACAUUAAUGAUGUUGACACUGCUCUCACUUUCUAUCACAUAGCUGGUGCUUCAAUUGAUCAAGCAACUCUCAAGCAUGUCGCGAAAACUGUUGCUCAUGUGGAUUUGAGUGAUCAUGUCAUUAAUGUUGUUUUCACAAUUUUUGAUGAGAACUUGGAUGGACAACUCAGCAAUAGAGAGUUUGUCGCUGUGAUGAAAAAUCGGUUGAUGCGUGGUCUAGAAAAACCUAAAGAUACUGGUUUCGUGAAAUUCAUCCAGUCAGCUGUGAAGUGUGCCAAAGAAACCAAACCUCUUAACAUGGUUUUUUAAAUUUUCACGUGCAAGUAAUGUAUUGUUCACUCUAUUUUCUAAUUAUUAUAGAUUUCUAUUUAACUCUAGUCAACGAUGUUUCAAAUUUGAUUGCCAGAAGAAUAGCCCUUCCUAAACUUGAAUUCUGUUCUCUUAAGACAUGAAUAACAGUCUGAAUGUCAUAACAGACUUGAAGCUUUAUCUAAAUUACAUAUUUAACACACGAGAUAAGCAUAAAAUUGAUAUAGCUUUUCAUUUGUAUCCUCCCCAAUUUGAUCACUGAUGUAAACUGGAUGGAUCACUGAUGGAAUUAAUAGUAAUGUUACUAAAAGGGGAAAAAAUGGUGCCUUAUUAAAAAUGAUGACAACUUCGCUGCAAAUCGUUUCACAUGGACACAUCUUGACAGCUUGUAGCCCCUUCAACUUUUCCAAUAGCCCAUCAAGGCGAUAAGCUUGCAAAAUUUUCCGAAGGAGGCUUUUGCUACUAGGGCAAUCUGCCCUGAUACCGACUAGUGCUGGUCUCCAUUAUUUAGUCUGGUUACUUUGGGUCUCCUCCCCUUUUUAUCCAUUGAAUUUGUUACUAUGUUUUUUAGCUUCUAUUUUUUUGCUGAGAAUCUCACAUAUUAUUAUAUUACCCCUUUUUAAAAUGAUUUUCUUGACAAAACAAUUGUCAAAAAUAAUAAGCGACACUUGGCUUAGUUUAUUUUCAAUUUGUAUGUUUUAUUCUGCAGCUCCACGAAAAAUGUACUUACAUGAUGGGAAAUUCCUCCUGCUUCAAGUACAUUCGUGGCUUACUAUAUAUUUUCAGUGUGAGGUAUAAGCAGAUCUGCAUUCUUGAUCCUUAUAAAUAGCACAAUUUUUAAAGUUUUUAUUCUAUAAAGGUCUCUGUCACACAACGUUACCAAAUUUGCACAACUAUUUGAAUUUGCAUUUUGCGUAUAGCCAAAAGUAAACGUUUUGAAAAAUAAAGAAAAUCGUAUAACAUUUUUGAGUGGGGCUGUAGUAGUUUCCCAGGAAAUUCAAAAUAACCUGUGUUACUGGAAAAUGAUUCUUACUUUAUUAAGGAUCUAAACUUGAAAAUGGUUUAAAAUUUUUUAGAUAAUUGUCAUUUUGUGCUGUUGGCUCAUCUUCAGGUGUCAAAGCGGUAUUCUCGAAAAAUUGCAUGUUGAUAAAUGAAUUAAUAAACGAAGAAAAUUUGGUAAAUGGUAUUUUUGACCACCCCUUGAACCUGACAGUAUUAACAUGUUUUACUAUUUAAGUAGCAUUGUAUGAUAGAGGUCUCUGUUUAGAUAAAACCCCUCUGUUCUGUUUCAGUUUUUCAGAUUUUAAAAAUGUCCUUCUUUUACAAUUUUUUUGUUAGUGGUAAUAAUAUUCUUGAUGCAUGAAAAGCUUCAUAUUCAACCUUUUACAAUUUGUCUAAUGUCUAUUUAGCUGAAAGGGAUGUGCGAUGACAUAACGCACAGAGGAUGCAAAGCCACUACUUCUUUAAAAAGAAGGCAAUUUUUAAAAUAGACCAAUUUCCAGCCCCACCCUGAAUUUCGCAUUUGUUUAAAGUGUUCUUUGUUUACAAUUGAGACUUAAUGUAACUUAUGCAUGUAGGUACUUAAUCUGUUUACUCACACAUUUCUAUCCAUCGGUCUGUUAAAUAGAUUGUAUUAUAUUGUUUUUGUUAUUAACUAUUAAACCAAGAGUUUUCAGUAA
This is a messenger RNA of Bemisia tabaci, 3493 nucleotides long. The record is from RefSeq and is a predicted model, not a curated record. NCBI's taxonomy places the organism in Eukaryota, Metazoa, Arthropoda, Insecta, Hemiptera, Aleyrodidae.